Molecule: messenger RNA, 3733 nt
Organism: Amoebophrya sp. A120
Lineage: Eukaryota; Dinophyceae; Syndiniales; Amoebophryaceae
Source: the annotation of a GenBank genome assembly
CUCGAAGGUGAAAGAACAAUUUCGAAGAUAGGAAUUGUAGACUACCUCAGUGGAGGUGUGGGUGCCACAUAAUCGCACUUACAACCAAUUGCAACUUAUUAAGAAAGGUUUUUUUGUGAACAACAAGAACUUGUGGACAAUUUGGUCGUGCGGCUCUACUUUAUUUGACUCCUCCGAUAGUUCUGUCACGACACUUCCGUAGUAUACCUGCCUCGGUCGUUGUCACAGGACGUAGUAGAGGAAAGAAGCUCCAACUGCUGCAUUGAAAAAAUAUUUUCAGAAAUGGCAAGAAUCAAUACAAAUGCAGAAGUAUGCCGAGAUGGAGCUUCCUGUCGUUUUCAUCUUCUUUACCAGCUUCGGUAACUUCCAUCCAGACCGAAGACUGUUCCUGAAGGCCGGCACUCGGGAGUAAGUAGUACUAGCUGGUGAAGACUUUCUUGCAGCUUGCGAGGGCCGCAUCAGCAAAACUGUUUUACCACACGAGAAAAGGUGGACAAUAAGCUGCAGAAGAAGUCAAGUACUAUAGAGAUCAUACCGACUUACAACUACGACCACCCAGCUACCCGUCUUCCCUACUACUCUCAGCUAAAGCUGCACGAAGAUGAGCAAGCGCUUGUCCACUGUCUCAGGGACGAGCAGUAACGCCCCGAGCACGCGCCCGUCGGCGUCAAACAAAGCGACUUCGCGGGUCAUGGUAGACACCACAAACGACUGCAGAAAGGACCGGAUGGCCGAUUUGCGGAGAGCCGCGGGGGUCACCGAGGAAGAAGCACAGUUGGCGGUGGAAAUGGGAUACGCGGGCGACGGAUCCGAGGAUUCGGUCCUGCUCCCGCUACUUUCACGCAAGAAAACGGGGGCGGUAUCGUCGACCAAGGUGUCCAAAAUCACGCGGGUACUGGCGGACAUCGAGAAGGACAUAAACGAGUACCUCGAGGACCUGGGCACGCUGACACACAACAUCUCCGUCUUUUCCCGGGAAAUGAAACGGGCAGUGACGCGCGAGGAGGAGGCGAAGAUAACAAACGAGAUGAAGGCCUCAGUGGACCAGGCGAAGGUGUAUAACGCGAAGGUCAAGAACUGCUUGGACGAUCUCGAGUCUCUGCAGAAGACGAAAAAGAACGCACUCACAACCUCGGAAUUGGAUUAUUGCGGAAAAAUCAUCCAGAUCAGCUCCGUGAAAUUCCAGGAUUCAGUAUUGAACUGUUCUUUUUGAUUUUAUGCCGGUCAGUCAUUGUAGCUUAGAACCUCUUUUGUCAUGCAAGGUGGCAAACGAAUACAGAUGCACAAGUGAAAGUGAAAAUGUGAAAAAAAUGGUUUAUCUACUUUAUGCAGAUCAAGAGCCUCCUGAAUGCGCAGUCCGAAUUCGACCGGGAGCACAAGGGAAAAAUGAGGCGACAGGUGCGUAUUUUGUACCCGGAGGCAGCGGACGCAGAGAUAGAAAAAUUGCUCGAGGGCGAACCGGAAGUCAUGAAGAGUAUGCAUUGCAACUGACAAAAAUGUCUGGGUCCUCCUCUGAAAGGGUGCGAACUUGUGAUGCGGAUUCUACUGGAACAGCAGGGAUGGAACAGAAAAAUCCGUACUGUGUGGUACUUAGUCAGCAAAAGAUGAAUUAUGUGCCAAGUUGGGCCGCACCCGCAGGAGAUGCUGGCAUAAGUUCGCAUGCUGACAGAGAAACCUCACCUCCGCAGGAUUACUUGUUUGUCGUGCUCUUUUUGCAUUCGUCCAGAUUUUUUGCGGACGCAAAACCUGUUCGGCAAAAAAUGUUUGUUCCCUUUGUCCCGACCCAGGCACAAAAUUUGCAUUCGAUACAAACCUAUCCUGUGCAAAAGUAUCGUACUCGUAUAAAUGCAAGUCUUACAUUACAAUUUUUUUUUCUAAGGUAAAUCCGCACGACAAAUUUCAUUUCUCAUGCUGAGGGAAUUUGUAAUGCAUUUAUACGAGUGCGAUAUCUUUGUAAUGCAUAAAACCAUGUUCGAGCAGAAAUUCAAGCGAGGCCAGGGCGGCGCACGUAGUUUUGCUUUUGUUUGAUGGAUUGAAAUUAAUAUCUGCGGUUUUGCAAGUUUUGCAUCGCAAGUUCUUCGGUACACGUGAUAGUACAGAGAACUCGCUAGGAGAUAUUGUUCCCAAGGGAAAACACGCAUCCAAACGCAUUGUCUUGCAUGUGUAGCAAUACGUGCCGUAGUUCCAUUUUCAGCAUCACAAAGAAGUUUUUCCUUACGUUGGACAUGGAAUAGCAAUGAAUUUUCAACAUCAACACAGAAGUGGAGGACGACCACACGCUGCAUGAAAACCUGGAGCUGUUGAAGUCCCAGCACGACGACAUGAUAUCGUGAGAAAAAACUGUCAACUUGUAAUGCGGAACUUCCUUGAUGAAGCAGUUUUUUGUCAUGCUAGAGAUGCAAGAAAGGGCUCUUCCGUUCUAUGUUGUUUCUUCUCUUGCUGUCUGAACGCAUCAGGACUCACUCUUGCUGGUUCGCAAAUUUGUAUUGCUGAGUCCUCUACAAUAAAAGUUUGAUACUGUCUGAGACAGUUUUUUCUGGCGAUAUUUGAUGGAGUUAGAACAGUCCGUGAUUGAGCUGAACGAGCUCUUCUUCUAUCUGGCCGCGCUGGUGGAGGCACAGGCGAAGACAUUGCACUCCAUCGAGGACUAAGCACUGCAAAUAUCGAACAUCUGGGUCUGGAAAGUUCGAAUUUGUAUAAUGCUGGUCGUGCAUUCCUGUCGAGUGCAAAUCUGUAUUGCAUAACCAACAAAGGUCGCGCCCUCUGCUUCUGAUGCGGGCUGCGCAUGAGAAAGCUUGUUCUGGAAAGUUGGCAUGCUUGGCUUCGUUCGGAAGUUUUUCCCUCAUGCAAGCAUAUUUUAGCAUCACAACUUUUCACCAGACCCAGACACAUGAUUUGCAUUUGAUAGGGACAGUGUCAACAAGACCGACAACUACGUCGGGGAAGCGGUGGUGCGACUGGCGCAGGCGGAGAAGUCCAAAAAAGCCUACGAAACCAAGAGAAGCUGGCUGAAAAGCGGAUUUGGGACCCUGAUGAUUGUUGGAAUCAUCAUUGGGGUUGUGCUUCUUUUCAUUUUCUGCAUCAAGCCGCUCCUAGACGCGAAGAGCGCUGUGACGGGAUGAUCCUGAGUUUGUUUCGGGACUACUUUUUGCAAAAUUUAAUAAACGUGCAUCAAUUACAACUAUACUUUUAACCAUUUGAUAUUUCGAAUUCGAAGAAGAAGAAGAUCAUUCUCAUUGUCCAUCUUCAUAGCUGAGGUAAAAACUACAUCAAGCACAGACCGUUUGAAAUAGUAUUCAAGUUGCAGAGGAUCUUUUUACAGGUAGACCAAAAUUAACUUUGUGCGGCACAAUUCUUUUUUGUACUCGCCGUUAUUGUAGAUGUUGAUCAUCACCGAAGAUCUCAUCUGUACAGUAUGUAAGAAAAACUGCGGCUUUUUUGUCUCCGACUAUACACAAACAAAAUGCACAAGGAGGACGAGCAAAAAUGCAUACAUCUGUUACUUGAUACGUACUCAUGACAUUCAAGCAAACAAGCGCCUUCUGGUGCUCCACUUGGUUGUACUAUUUCAGAAGUUUUUUUCGGCUUUUUAUGUGAUAAUGAAAUAAAUCUGUCAUGGAUGUGGCUGGCCUGUACAAAAGUUGAUAGUGGUGCGAAGAACCGUUUUUAUACACCCUGUACACAAAGUUGUUUCUGACCACAGCGCUGGCAGCAGAUAUAGACGAAAAUACGC